GCCUCCCAACUGAUUAAUUACAUUCACUUCAUUAAUUCAGUUCAGUUUGUUUUUUCAGUUUAUCCCCCUCCCCUUCCUUACCCCCUCCCAUCUCUGAAAAUUUCAUUACAAACAGGUGAUCCAGGGUGACAAUUUUUAGAUAAUUGUGAGAAAAAAGUUGAAAAUAAGGUGCAAGUGCAGUGUGGUGAAAAGUGAAUCCGAUAUUUAGGUAGUAAUGCAGUUGAUGUCACGAGUUUCUAAUUGGAUGUUUCAAGAGCGGAGCGAUAAAUGACACGCACUUUCGUCAUUGUCACCAAAGCUGUUUCCGUGGACCGUGGAAAAAAGUUCUCAUGUAGGUCAACGAUGCGUGGACCUGGAUCGAUCUUGGCUUUCUUGGUUUUGGCUGCCAUCUUAAAGAUAGCAGAUUCCAAUCAAUGCCUCACCAAAUUGGAAGAUGUGCAGCCAAAACGAGUCAUUCAUUAUGACGCGAAGAUACUGAGUAUUAAUUUUGAAGUAUCUCGAAGAUUAACUCAGAGACUGAGUACGAGAAUAAUGAAAAUUUUCCUGGAGGAGGUUUUGGGAUAUCCAGAUAUCAGGAUAAUUGAAAACGAUGAUCUUUUUCGUCCAAAUGCCGCCUAUUCAAGAUUAUCCGAUAAAAUGAUAUAUGCUGGGUCCAAAGUAAUCCCAGAUGUUAUGGUAAAUAUGGAACUAUGGAUACCACCCCAACUAGAUACAAUGUCUCUUUUAAAUAAAUACAACGUUAAAGAAGUUGGUUCAAUUGCUCCACCAGGAAGAUUUGGAUGGUUUGUUCCAGAAAGUCUUGCCAAGCCAGAAGACAACUGGCAGAUUUUAACAAAACUAGAUUCAGCUUCACGUUUCGUCCUCGAUGAUGAUAACUCUGAAAUGAUAAAAAGUUCUCUAAUUAAUCCGAAAACCAAUGAAUUUUAUUGUGAACUCGAUUUUUGUCAAAAUGGAAUGUACAUUCCCAAGCAGUGCGAAGAUAAGAUUAAAAAUUGCGCCACGCUUCUCGCUGAAAAUCCAGAUGUUACCUCAUUUGUCAAAAGUCACAUCGACCAGCUAAAGUUGUAUGUGAAAGUUGCUUGGGUUGGACCAAACCUCAAGAAUCUGACAAAACAAUUGACAAAGUCAGUUGAAAAUAUUUCUAACACUUCCAAUAAAGCGAUAAUCAUUCUCCACUGGACACCUAGUAAAAUAAUACCUAAUGAGAGAGAAUUCGUUUCUAUUGAAUUUCCCAGAUGCGGCACCAAAUCCGACAAUUUUGGAUGUGAAUACGAAUCUAAUAAGUUGAUAAAAUUAGUUUGGGACCACCUCGAAAUUAUAGCAAAAUUUGCAUAUGAUGCUAUAAAAAAAGCAACUUUUACUCGAACCAUGUACGAAGAUUUGAUAAAUCGUUACAGAUCUCAAUCUGAUGAAGAAAUAGUAGCGUGUGAUUGGUUGAGAGAUAAUUUAAAGUAUGCCUUAACUUGGAAACCCAAAAGUGAGACUAUGAAUAGCCUCAUUAUAGGUGGCAUAUUCCCAAUGACAGGUGAUUUUUAUUCUGCCAAAUCUAUUGUCAUUUCAGCAAGAAUGGCAAGAGAGGCUAUCAAUUCAAACAAAUCAGUUCUCAGAGAUUACAAUCUUGAGCUAAGGGCUGGUGAUGGCCAAUGCAAGUCCGAUAUGGUAAUGAAAACUUACAUUGAUUACAUUAUUCAUAAUAUUUAUGAAAAAUUGAUUGGGAUUGUUGGUCCAGCAUGUUCGGAAACAGUGGAACCUCUAAUUGGAGUUUCUAAACACUAUAAAAGUGUUAUCGUCAGCUAUGGUGCUGAAGGAUCAAGUUUUAGCGACAGAAGUCGGUAUCCUUACUUUUUCAGGACAAUUGGGGAAAACCGACAGUACAAGUAUGUUUAUUUGGACCUUUUCAAGCAAUUUGGGUGGAACAGAAUUGCAGCAUUAACUGCAGAUGGUGAAAAAUAUACGGAGUAUUUGUCGUACAUGCAUGAUUUGUUGAGGGACAAUGGUAUCAGUUUGAUUGCUAAUAUAAAGUUUCCGAAAGAACGAGAAUUAGAUGUCAUCGCUAAGUAUUUGCAUGAUCUCAAACAGAAACGGGCUCGUAUCAUUAUUGCUGAUGUGAAUGACCAAGUUGCUCGGCAAGUUUUGUGUGAAGCGUACAAACUGGAGAUGUCUGCCGAACAGGGUUAUGUAUGGUUUCUUCCUCUUUGGCUGCAUCCCGAUUGGUAUGAUGCGGACUUGUACAAUAAAAACAGCAGUUCUAAAAUUCCCUGCACUAAAGCAGAAAUGAAAAAGGCUAUUGAUGGUCAUUUUGCAAUUUCUCACGCAUAUUAUGCGCCAGACAAUGACUUAAUGCAAGAAGGAAUUACAGUCAAAGAAUGGCGACAAAAGUACGAAGAACGCUGUUCUUCUCUGAAUCAACAAGUUUCAGCUUAUGCAGGUUACACCUACGAUGCAAUGUGGACAUUAGCAUUAGGAAUGGAUCGGCUACUCCAGGAAAAUCAGAGUUAUGUCUUUGAUCUUCAUUCUGAUCAUACAGCAACCAGACUCACUGACAUCAUUUCUCAAACCGAUUUCUAUGGGGUAUCUGGUCAUAUUAAAUUUAUAGGUGGGCCUUCAAGGUAUUCAGUGAUAAACGUUGUCCAACGCAUAAGCGAUGAAUUUCACGACGUGGGUAAAUUUUACCCAAAUGUCACAGAAAAGAGAAAUGCGGGUGGUCAACUGAUUUUGAAUAUGUCUGCAAUAGUUUGGUUGAGCAAAAGUAUGCCUGAUGACGGAUCUGAGCCGCCGACAAAAUGUGUUCUCUCAGGAUUUGCUGAACUUUUAGAUGUUUCUUGUGAAGGUGCAAUUAUAACUGCUAAUGUUAUCGGAUUUGGAUUCCUUGGAAUAAUUCUCGUGAUUGGCUUUAUAAUAGUAAAAAGAAAAUACGACAAAAAGAUGCAAUUGCAAGAAAAAUAUAUGAAGUCUCUCGGCAUAGACCUUCUCCAACCCGACUCUUCCGGUUUCGAUAAAUGGGAAAUCCCUCGUGACAAAGUUGUAAUAAAUCGAAAAAUUGGAGAGGGAGCUUUUGGUACAGUCUAUGGAGGAGAGGCUUUUUUCACUGAAAAGGGUUGGUUAGCCGUGGCAGUCAAGACUUUAAAAGUUGGUAGUUCAACAGACGAGAAACUUGAUUUUCUCAGUGAAGUGGAGGUGAUGAAAAGAUUUGAGCACAAAAAUAUCAUAAAACUGCUCGCUGUCUGUAUUAAGUGCGAGCCAGUUUUAACUGUGAUGGAAUUUAUGCUUUAUGGCGACUUGAAGACUUAUUUGCUCGCUCGAAGGCAUCUCGUGAAUGAUCAAAGCUAUGAAGAUUCCGACGAGAUUUCGAAUAAAAAAUUGACUGCUAUGGCUUUGGAUGUUGCUAGAGCACUUAGUUAUUUAGCUGAACUCAAAUAUGUUCACAGAGAUAUAGCUUCUCGAAAUUGUCUGAUAAAUGCCCAACGCAUAGUAAAAUUGGGUGACUUUGGAAUGACAAGGCCGAUGUAUGAGAACGACUAUUAUAAAUUUAAUAGAAAAGGGAUGCUCCCAGUGCGAUGGAUGGCGCCAGAAUCGUUGGGUCUUGGGAUUUUUACACCAGCUUCUGACGUUUGGUCGUAUGGUGUUCUCUUAUACGAAAUUAUCACAUUUGGUAGUUUUCCUUUUCAAGGAAUGAGUAAUAAUCAAGUGCUUGAUCAUGUGAAAGCUGGAAAUUCUCUAGCUAUUCCAAAAGGACUUAAGCCGCAAUUGGAAGGUCUCAUUCGUUCAUGCUGGACGGUGGAUCAUACAAAAAGACCUACUGCACCAGAAAUAGUCGAAUUCUUAGCUACCAACCCACGUCUGCUUUUUCCAUGUUUAGAUGUACCUUUGUCUAGUGUUCAAUUAGAACCCACUGGACAAAUGGCAAUGCAAUUGCCACUAGAUGGUCCAAAAUUUUCUUUUCCUUUGCCUUGGCCACAGCAAAAUUCCAAUUCAAUUUUAAAAUUUUUACAAACAAGCCCUAGCUUAUUGGAUCUAAAUAAUUCAAAUGAUGCAAAUGAGGCGAAUGAUUUAAAUGGGGUUAGCAAUUCCAAAAAGCACGAGCUAGAAAGUACAAAGCCAUUAUUAAAUCAAUCAUCGAGAUACAGAGACAAAAUUAGUGAUGAUACAAAAACGGCAUCAAGAUAUGUGAAUAUACAACCAGGUGUAACACAUUGUUUCAAAAACUCGAGCAACAAUAUAACAGGAGACAUUCAAAUGAAUGAAAGAAGACCUGAAGCGUCAAUAUCUAGUGACUUCAAUGCAAUUUCCUUACUUUGAAAAAUUUUAAGUUCUAAUUCUUUAUUCUGAACUAUAAUUUAUGGAUGUACUUAGAUCAACAUCCUCUCGAUGUAAAAAGCAUUUAUAUAGAUGUCCUGUGAUAAUGAGAGUUGGAUGCAUGAUAAGACACCAAACAUUUUAUACUUAUACCCUGUUAUCAAUUUUUAAUGGAAAGACAUGAUUCUUGCUACAUAGAUGAUGCUGUCAACAUCACUGGUAUACAAUAGCUCGGUCAUAAAUAAGGCACGAUGAUUCAAAACCAAAAAAUAUUACAUGAAAAACUUUUUUAACAAAUUAAACAUUGUUACCAAUUUCGCACAUUGAAUUCAACUCGUGCUACGACCUAGGAAAAUUGUAGCAAAAAUCUCAAGUUGAGGGGUCUAUGUUUCUGUUGUUGGUUUAUGUUUCUGGUACCAAUAAAGAUUUUUAAAAGUUUGUCGGAUUAAAUUAAACAUAAUAUUUCAUCGUCUGAGUCCUGUGAAUUUUAGAUGAGUCUCUUCAUUUUCCACUGAGUUAUCGUAUGUCAUUUACUUGAUUUACUUAUUUUUUAACCUCAUCGUAAAAAUAAGAAUGUUCUUUAACGCUCCUUAAUUAUGCAUCACGAGGCUGAUAUGAAAAUGUGUGCUUUUAUAAACGAGUACCAAGUGUAUCGAUUGCGGUACCAUGACAUUUUUUAAUAUUUAUAAUAAUGUACCAAUGUUAAUUUUACUGAAAUAUUUCUCUCGAGAGUUUAUGUAUCUGGAUCUUUCAUCUGUAUUAGGGUAGCAACCAAAUUUUAAUUAAAAAUAGUCCUGCUGUUUCGUAAGUAAAGCAACAAAUUUAAUUUUUGGAAUUUAAAAACAUUUUCCUUUAGUUCGAUUUUUACGCCUUGGACCUCAGACAAGUAUCUUUUUGAAUUCUAAAUUAAAAUUAUUUCUUGAAAAAAAGAUCCUACUCCAUUUUCACUCCAUUGGGAAUCGAACCACAAAACUUCUGAUUUUCGGUCAGGUGCU
Messenger RNA from Belonocnema kinseyi, 5291 nucleotides. Its product is annotated as receptor-type guanylate cyclase Gyc76C-like. Gene Ontology annotation, molecular function: G protein-coupled GABA receptor activity; ATP binding; transmembrane receptor protein tyrosine kinase activity. The transcript has 11 exons. The record is from RefSeq and is a predicted model, not a curated record. Gene Ontology annotation, biological process: cell surface receptor protein tyrosine kinase signaling pathway; gamma-aminobutyric acid signaling pathway; protein phosphorylation. Bases 268 to 4299 code for a protein of 1343 amino acids. Gene Ontology annotation, cellular component: membrane; G protein-coupled receptor heterodimeric complex. NCBI's taxonomy places the organism in Eukaryota, Metazoa, Arthropoda, Insecta, Hymenoptera, Cynipidae.